AUGGAUAAGUUGACAUUUGAAGCCCAUUUAACCAAAAAGAAUGCGAAAUGUUUAAUAAUUUUAUUUUCUAUCACAGGUUUAGACUUCUUAGAACAUGGAGCGGAUUUCGAAGCCGCGAUAUCCGCAACUGGUUUUGGCCGUUUCCAUUUCUGUCUGUUAGCGGUAACAGGUCUAAUUUAUGCUAAUACAGCGAUAGGCAUUACCAUUAUUUCCUUCGUACUCCCUGCUGCGACAUGCGAUUUCAAGAUGACAUCCUCCGACAAGGGCUGGCUUACAGCUGCCCCUAUGUUAGGUAUGGUUAUCGGAUCUUAUUUCUGGGGUUGCUUGGCUGAUACCAAAGGCCGCAAGGUUGUCUUGGUAUCCACCUUGCUAAUCGACGGUUUUGUUGGAAUAUUUUCAUCGUUCGUCCAAAUUUUACCAAUCUUCAUGGCAUGCAGAUUUAUCAACGGAUUUUCUGUUGCUGGAGCUAUGGGAAUUUGUUUCCCAUACUUAGGAGAAUUCCAACAAACCAAGUACAGAGAAAAGAUCCUUUGUUGGAUGGAAAUGUUCUGGACUCUGGGAGUUAUCAUAUUGCCUCUGAUCGCGUGGGGCAUCAUUCCGAUCCAGGGAAUACGUAUCGAAAGCGGAGGUUUCUCAUACGAUUCCUGGAAUUGGUUCGUUGCUGCUUGCGGAAUACCAUCUCUGCUUCUGGGCUUCUGGCUCUUUACAUUCCCCGAGAGCCCCAAGUUCAUGAUGGAGUGCGGUGACUACGAUGACGCUCUCGCCUGCCUCAAGAGCAUUUACAAACAAAACACCGGCGAUGAUCCCGACAAUUAUCCCAUCAAGAGCUUGAAAGAAAAGGUGCGUACUGUUUCGGUAGCAUCCCAGAGCUCUCAAAAAUCCGUCCGUAGUUUGAGCAUGCGCAAGCCUAAAGAUCUGAGACGACUAUUUUCCGAAAUCUGGACUCAAACUAAAGCACUCUGCAAAGCACCAUACUUGAAGUACACGAUACUCACCUGCCUCAUUCAGUUUGGAUUAACUACUAGCUACUAUACUCUCAUGAUCUGGUUCCCUGAAUUGUUCAACCGCUACGAAGAAUUCGAACAUCGAUUCCCCGGUACAUCUGCUUCAGUUUGUGACGUCUCCGGCAUUGUGGUAAAGGACGAAAACAGCAAAGAUCCAUACGACUGCGAGAAAAUCAUCGAUCAGAGUGUAUACACUCAUACUUUAAUUGUCGGUUUGGCUUGCAUACCAACAUCAUUAUGGUUGCCGCUUUGCGUGCACAAACUUGGUGCUAAGUUCUUCCUCAUUUUCUCGCUGGGUUUCGCUGGUGUAGUUACGGUGGGACUUUACUUCGUACAGAACUCUACCCAGAACUUAGUACUAUCUUGUAUAUUCGAAGCCCUCACCUCGUUGGCCAUCAGUUUGGUCUUCUGUGUGCUUGUAGACCUUUUCCCUACAAACCUUAGGGUAAUGGCAGCUGCACUCUCACUGACCGCUGGUCGAGGUGGUGGCCUCCUCGGAAACUUAUCCUUUGGAUACCUCAUUGAUAUAAACUGCGUGGUGCCCAUCGUGCUAUUCUCAGCAUUCCUGUUCAUUGCUGCAAUACUUUGCUUCUUCUUGCCAAAGACGGGACAAGAAGCACUCGACUAG
Molecule: messenger RNA, 1632 nt
Organism: Danaus chrysippus (African queen)
Lineage: Eukaryota; Metazoa; Arthropoda; Insecta; Lepidoptera; Nymphalidae
Source: the annotation of a GenBank genome assembly